Messenger RNA from Plutella xylostella (diamondback moth), 804 nucleotides. Its product is annotated as 28 kDa heat- and acid-stable phosphoprotein. NCBI's taxonomy places the organism in Eukaryota, Metazoa, Arthropoda, Insecta, Lepidoptera, Plutellidae. The record is from RefSeq and is a predicted model, not a curated record.
UGAAUCACAUCCGUCGAAAAAUCAAAACGUCACGUCAGUUCUAAAUUCGUCAAUUUUGUUUCUUCCACACCAGCAAAUACAUUCUUAUAAUCUUUGUUCGGUGUUAUUCUAUUAGCGCAUAAUCGGAAUUUACAGAUUUUCUCCUUUUACCGUACAGUUCUCCCUAUUUCAAGAUGCCGCGUGGAAAGUACACGAAUCACAAGGGCCGUAACCGUAAAUUCACGAGUCCUGAAGAAUUAGAGGAGCAACGCAAACAGGAGGAAUUAAAACAAAAAUGGAGAAAGGAGCAUGGUGAUGUCAGUUCGAGUGAAGAGGAAGAGGCAGCGAAGUCCGGCUCUGGAGACAGUAGCGAGGAGAGUGACUCCGAUGAAGAUCACCCUACCAAGGCAAAGGGAGUGUCCGGACUGAUAGAAGUAGAAAACCCCAACCGAGUAGUGAAGAAAAAUAAGAAAUUAUCUAGUCUAAAUACACUCACGGCCGGCGAGCCCGAGAAGCCACAGCUUUCCAGACGCGAGCGCGAAGAGAUCGAACGCCAGCGCGCGGCGGCGGCCUACCAGAAGGCGCACGCUGAAGGCAAGACAGACCAGGCUCGUGCGGACCUGGCGCGGCUCGCCAUCAUCCGGCAGCAGCGCGAGGAGGCCGCCAAGCGCAGGGAACAGGAGAAGAAGCAGAAGGAGGAGUCUACCACUAAGAAGAGGUAGACAAUGAAUGAACGUAAGGCUGCUACGGAUUGUUAUCUCACCAGUGAAGUUAUACCAGCUGGGGGUGUUCAAAAUAAACAGGAAUUCAACUCGAUAAUUAUGU